This is a messenger RNA of Danio rerio (zebrafish), 3314 nucleotides long. The record is from RefSeq and is a predicted model, not a curated record. NCBI's taxonomy places the organism in Eukaryota, Metazoa, Chordata, Actinopteri, Cypriniformes, Danionidae.
GAUAGAGGAGCUUCGCGUGCUUGGAGUGGCACAAACAUGGCCACCUAGUGAAACCAAAACACAAGCGAAACGGCGAUGCUUUAUGCACAAUUCUCGCCUUUAAAUGGUAUACAUGAUCGUGACAGCUCCGCGUUAGUCCGGGAUUUAUAUAUGCCAACCGUGGAGGAUGGCUUCACAAACCCGAUUUACCGGAAUAGUUUCGCUUGAUAACGUUUGAUCUGAUUACAUCACCUGGAUUAUUCCACUAUCCAGAAGAGGCUUUAGCGUUGAGCCUCUUCUUCCUGAGUCUGGGAUUGUGGCCGAUAUCGAGGUGGAAAGCGUUUUCUCCGCCGAUUCGGACGCUUUUUACGAACUGAAGAGUCAGCCUAUUACGCCAAGUGGCUCUCUGACCUCUGCUGACCCCGUGACCCCAGCCGGCUCCGUGAUGACGUCACGAGUGUUGAUGCGGCAGGAGCUGAUGCGACAGCAGGCUCAGGACCAAGAGAGGCGAGAGGCUCAGAAACAGGCCUCCAGUGCUCAGCAGCGCCUCACUGAUAGCACCCCUGCCAUCUCUGUUGCAUCCAACCUGCCAGCAAAGCCCACCCAGGUGCCUGUGGAAGUGCUGAAGGUUCAGACUCACUUGGAAAAUCCAACUAAGUACCACAUCCAGCAGGCUCAGAGGCAGCAAGUCAAGCAAUACCUGUCUCACACCCUGGGCAAUAAAAUAGCCAGUCAGACACUGGCAACGUCGACCCCACCACAGCCCUCAUCCGCCCCUGAGCUGGCACCUGCCGCCAGUAGCACUCCUAGCAGCCCGCUUGCUGUGCUCAGCCUGGGGUCCAACAAAGAAGAGAUCGAAGACGUCAUCGAUGACAUCAUCAGCCUGGAGUCGAGUUUAAACGAUGAAUUUAUGACGCUGAUCGACUCGGGUUUGCAGCUUCCCAGCACGCUGCCAGUCUCAGGGAACCUCCUGGAUGUGUACAGCAGUCAGGGCAUGGCGGCGCCCACCAUCACCGUCAGCAACUCCUGCCCCGCAGACCUGCAGAAUGUCAAGAGAGAAAUGAGCGAUGCUGAGGCAAAAGCUAUUAUGAAGGAGAGGCAGAAGAAAGACAACCAUAACCUGAUUGAGAGAAGAAGAAGGUUCAACAUUAAUGACCGCAUUAAGGAACUUGGAGCUCUGAUUCCAAAGUCCUCUGACCCGGAGUUGCGCUGGAACAAGGGCACCAUAUUAAAGGCGUCAGUCGACUACAUCCGCAAGCUGCAAAAGGAGCAGCAGAGAUCCAAAGAGAUGGAGACCAGACAGAAGAAACUCGAACACGCAAACCGCAGUCUGAUGCUGCGCAUUCAGGAACUGGAAAUGCAAGCUCGGCUCCAUGGCCUCUCGUCAUCUCAGCUCUCAGACUCUCUGACCCAAACACAGACUUUAACACUGGAGCACAACCCCAACACUGACCUCUCCAAAACCCUCCUGUCAAUCACCCAGACCACACCCUCUUCCUUCCUGUCUCCGCCCUCCUCCACCUCAUCAGUUGGCGGGACGGUCACCAGUCCUUUAGAGCUUGGCACACUCAGUUUCGGAGAGUUGGACGACCACACGGCCUCCGUCUUCAGUCCAGCCCUGAUGGCCGAUAUGGGCUUAGGGGAUAUUCUGAUGGAUGACACCGGUGCUCUUUCACCCGUAGGAGGCGCUGAUCCCCUCCUUUCCGCGGUUUCUCCAGGAGCCUCAAAAACAAGCAGUCGUAGAAGUAGCUUCAGCAUGGAGGAAGACUUGUGACGUCUUCAAUUCAGAUGCUAGUUUAUCUGCUUGUGCACUCCAUUGUCGGCCAGUAGAGGGCAGUGUAAUCUUGACGUCUUUGUUAUUCGCUGUACUGUAGACAUCCUCGAGACUCGAUUCUGGAGGAGAUGCAGGUAUAGAAAGCCUUCUGGAUGCUUCAUUUGUUAUCUCAACAACCUCUGAUUAAUAUAUAUAUGUAAAAAAAAGAAUGAAUGAAUGAAUGAAUGAAUAUUAAAGAAUAUAUGUACAUAGAGUAGAGGUAGUGCUAAACAUAUAUUUCGUAUUUCUAAUAUAUAUGAAAAGUAGCACUAUAAUUAUUAACUCCUGACCACCAACCAUAUGAGUUUAAGUGGAUGAAUAGUUUAUUUUUAAGAUCACCUAUACAGUGAGCUUUAAAAGUCUGAGACUGGAAAAUUAGGAAAUAUACAAAAUUAUUUAAAUUAGGUAAAAAAUAUGUAGAGUUAAAGUCAGAAUUAUUAGCCCCCCUGUAUAUUUUUCCCCCAAUUUCUGAUUAAUGGAAAGCUUUUUUUUUUUUUCAGCAAAAUAGUUGUAAUAACUCAUUUCUAAUAACUGAUUUCUUUUGUCUUUGACUAGACAUUUUUCAAGAUCCUAGUAUUCAGCUUAAAGUGCCAUUUAAAGGCUAAACUAAGUGAAUUAGGUUAAUUUAUCAGGUAAUUAGGCAAAUCAUUGUAUAACGAUUGUUUGUUCUGUAGACAAUCAAAAAAAUAUUGCCUAUUAUUUUUAAAAUAUAGCGGCUAAACAUAAUGACCUUGAAAUAGGGCUGGGCUGAUUAAUGAUACUAUAUUGAAUCGCGAUAAAAUUUCUGUCAAUUACAUAAGCUUUGGACUUUUUUUUUUACUAUAUAUUGAUUUAAAAGCCAAUCACACAGCAGAAAUGUGCAACAAUGGGAGUCUAAAAGUGUGUUAAUUUUAAAGAUGUACUGAAUUUUCGGCCACCAAAAAUUUAUCGGCUGAAAUUAUGCCAUUUAAUGGACUCUCUAAUUUUGGUGGCAUCAGUUAUUGUGGGGGUACUCUUUCAACCCAUUAACUACCCCACCAAGAAAAUAAAUGUAUGGAUUGCAUUUCUUAACUCCAGUCGCUAGUUAACACACUCAAUGCAUUUUUUUUCCCAACACUUCUCAUCAUUUCUAAAAUAUCAGCCCUUUACCAAAUGGUUGAUAUGUAAAAGUACCGAACUUAAUACAUGUACUGAAAAAAAUCUGAAUAUAUGAAGUAUAAGACCAAUUUAUUAAAAAAAAAUAAAAAAUUGAAUACUUAAUCACCUUCAUUUUUUUGAGUGUGCCAUAAAAUAUUUCAGAUUCUCAUUUAACAUGAUUUCUUGUUUUUUAACAACAAAACAAAAAACUAAAUUUAGUGUUGUAGUGCAAAAUAUGUUUGUCUAACUUUUAUUUAUUUAUUUUUAUAAUAAGUAAUGCUGUGUGUGCAAGCCACUAUUUAAAGCAGUCAUUCUUUAAAUGACUUUAACAGUCAUCAUUUAAAACAGUAAAAUCAUGGUUAACCCUGGAAGCAUUAACAACUUGUAUAAAAAUAUAUAUCGUUAU